GAGACCUCGGCAUUUUAUCAAGCAAGUGCACCCUGAAUCGUGAGGAGCAGAUAAAAAAAUAUUUCAGUUCUUUAGUUUUUAUGUCGUUAAGAUAAGACCCAGAGCAAAUGGUCGUUUCUGAUAAAGGAAAGGAUUUUGGAUUAAAAACACUUGUUCCGGCUAAGGGGGAUCCUUUAGUUUGUCUUUAUUCUGCGAAAUUGUUGGACCGAAUUACGACGAAGUAUGAAAAGACGAGUUUAUAACCUUUGAAGUGAAAAGUCCUAUUUUUUCUGGCAAGCUUUCUGUCCCUGAUUUUAAAGAGCAAUGCACUCUGAAAUAACGGGACAUGGCACAGAGGAAAAUUGUCUGAGGUGACGAGUGGUGGAGAUCAAGCCUUAUGCUCCUGGCAGCCUCCAACUCAGCUACCCACUCUGUACAUGGGAGGGAGCUAGUUCAUAAAUAAUGGAAUUGUUGACUUCUGCGUUCCUGUUGUUUCAGGAUAUAGACCCACGCCUCGACUGGGGUUGAUUUAUCUGUGGAAGACCUGCUGCAAAUGGCUGCCCUGCCUGCGUCGCCAGGAUGGAAAACAGGAUUGUCAAUAGGAUGCGGCCUGACGAAUAGCGGCAAGUGAAGAUGUCGCCUUCGCCAGUGUGAAAUCAGUGGGGAGUACUUGCCAUGCGAAGAGCCUUUGAAAGUUUUGACAGCCGCACGUUUGGGAGGCCUGAUACUUUUCCUUUGAUUGUACCCCUUCCUGUGGGCGGACCUAAAGUGGAUUGUUGCUGCUAGCGCUGCGGUGCGGUGAGCCCCAGUUGGUGUGUGUGUGUGUCUACUGGUGUGGCAGAGAGAGCAUGCCCCUGCAGAGGCCUGGCCGUCUGAGGCUGCACCCUGCCUGGAGGGCCAUGCAGCCCCGGCUGGGCGUAGGCCUGGGUCUGGGCCUGGACCUCACCUUCCUGCUGUGGAUACUGAGCCUAGCACAGCAGGCCCUGGUCACGGCCUCUCAGAAACUGGACGAAACGGACCCUGUGGUCACCACCGUCUACGGCAAACUGAGGGGCGUCAAGAAGGAGCUCAACAACGAGAUCCUGGGACCCGUCAUUCAGUUCCUGGGGGUACCUUAUGCCGCACCCCCCACGGGCGAGAGGCGCUUCCAGCCCCCGGAGCCGCCCAUCUCGUGGCCGGAGGUCCGCAACGCCACUCAGUUUGGCCCGGUCUGCCCCCAGACCAUCGUGGAGGGGCGCCUGCCGGACGUCAUGCUGCCUGUGUGGUUCACUAACAACCUGGAGAUAGUGUCUUCUUACGUACAGGACCAGAGCGAGGACUGCCUUUUCUUAAACAUUUAUGUCCCCACUGAGGAUGUAAAAAGAAUAUCCAAGGAAUGUGCCAGGAAACCGGGCAAGAAAAUAUGUAGACAAGGAGGUCCCCUUACAAAGAAACACAAUGAUGAUUUAGGUGAUAAUGACGGGGCAGAGGAUGAAGACAUCCGUGAAAGCGGUAGCCCCAAGCCAGUGAUGGUAUUUAUCCAUGGGGGAUCCUACAUGGAGGGCACUGGGAAUAUGUUUGACGGCAGCAUCUUGGCAAGUUACGGCAAUGUUAUCGUCAUCACAGUGAACUACCGGCUUGGAGUAUUAGGUUUCUUAAGCACAGGGGACCAAGCUUCCAAGGGAAACUACGGACUCCUUGAUCUGAUCCAAGCUCUGCGCUGGACUAGCGAGAAUAUUGCUUUUUUUGGUGGUGACCCUUUACGAAUAACUGUUUUUGGAUCAGGGGCUGGCGCCUCCUGUGUCAACCUCCUGACCCUGUCCCAUUAUUCUGAAGGACUUUUCCAGAGAGCUAUAGCACAGAGUGGCACUGCGUUGUCCAGCUGGGCCGUCAGCUUCCAGCCUGCUAAGUAUGCUCGCAUGUUGGCCAAGAAGGUGGGCUGCAACCUGAAAGACACAGUGGACCUGGUGGAGUGUCUGCAGAAGAAGCACUACAAGGAGCUGGUGGAUCAGGACAUCCAGCCUGCACGGUACCACAUCGCCUUCGGGCCUGUUAUCGACGGUGACGUCAUCCCAGACGACCCCCAGAUCCUCAUGGAGCAGGGUGAGUUCCUCAACUAUGACAUCAUGCUGGGCGUCAACCAGGGCGAAGGCCUGAAGUUCGUGGAGCUCAUCGUAGACCAUGAGAACGGCGUCCAGGCCAAUGAUUUUGACUACGCCGUGUCCAGCUUCGUGGACGACCUGUACGGUUACCCGGAGGGAAAGGACAUUCUGCGGGAGACCAUAAAGUUCAUGUACACGGACUGGGCUGAUAGGCACAACCCAGAGACCAGGAGGAAGACCCUACUAGCCCUGUUCACUGAUCACCAGUGGGUGGCUCCGGCCGUGGCCACAGCAGACCUCCACUCCAGCUUUGGGUCGCCAACCUACUUCUAUGCCUUCUACCACCACUGCCAGACAGACCAGGUGCCCCCCUGGGCAGACGCUUCCCACGGCGAUGAGAUCCCUUACGUGUUUGGCCUGCCCAUGAUUGGCCCCACAGAGCUGUUCCCUUGUAACUUCUCCAAGAACGACGUCAUGCUCAGCGCUGUGGUGAUGACCUACUGGACUAAUUUUGCCAAAACUGGUGACCCCAACCAGCCGGUCCCCCAGGAUACCAAGUUCAUCCACACCAAGCCUAACCGUUUCGAGGAGGUGGCGUGGACGCGCUACAACCAGAAGGACCAGCUGUACCUCCACAUCGGCCUGAAGCCCCGAGUCAAGGAGCACUACCGGGCCAACAAGGUCAACCUGUGGCUGGAGCUGGUGCCACACCUCCACAGCCUGAAUGAGGUCACCCAGAUCAUCUCCACCACCACCAAGGUCCCACCACCAGAGGUCACCCCCAGGACACCAAAGAAGAUCCCUGUCAACACCAAGAGGCCUAACCCCACGCCCUUCCCCACCGAGACCCAGGACAGUCAGAACCAGCCCUUCCUGGUGGACCAGAGGGACUACUCCACAGAACUGAGCGUCACCAUCGCCGUGGGCGCCUCGCUGCUCUUCCUCAACAUCCUGGCCUUUGCAGCGCUCUACUACAAGAAGGACAAGCGGCGGCAUGACGUUCACCGGCGCUGCAGCCCCCAGCGCAACACGACCAACGACCUGGCGCACACGCAGGAGGAGGAGAUAAUGUCCCUGCAGAUGAAGCACACGGACCUGGACCACGAGUGCGAUGCCAUGCACCCACACAAGGUGGUUCUGAGAACUGCCUGCCCGCCAGACUACACGCUAGCCAUGCGACGCUCUCCUGACGACAUCCCCCUCAUGACCCCAAACACCAUCACCAUGAUCCCCAACACCAUGCAGGGCCGCCAGUCCUUGCACAACUUCAACACCUUCCCCAGUAGUGGACAGAACAGCACCCUGCCUCACACCCUGCCUCACCCGCACUCACACUCCACCACCAGGGUAUAGCCGGACGGACGCUGACAUACACAGCACAUGCCAGAGCUCACACCCAGCCUGAAUCAAACAGAUGUGGAUUAACUUCUACUCAUGUGAAUAUAUGAAAGGAAUAUAGGGAUGUUGCUGGGACGGGAGAAGAAUUUCAUUUUAUAUAAAAGAAGAUAUGAUUAAAAGUACAACAAUAUUUCAAAUGAAAAAUUAAACAAAGAGAAGGAUCAUUUUUAUUUCUGGUAUUGCAACAAAACAAGGUCAACUUUUCCAGCUAUAGAUAUCACCUUCGGAAUUUUAUAAACUAUUGCUUGAUCCUGUUAUCUUGGAAAAGAGAGAAACCUCAGUGGAGCCUCAGAGGAGUAGCAGGGCCGCUUUGUAAAUGAAAGAAAACAUAUUGUUUUCCUGAGGAAUCAAACUGUAGAUUACUCUUUCUGGAGCCAAGAGGAGAUGCCACUUUACCAAUUUAGGCAUGUGUUACUCUACAAGUAGAGGCAAUGUAAGAUAUCACAAAAACUAUCUAGAGAGAGGGGGAAAACUCUUAAAGAAUAUGCACAAUGUAGACAUUUUUAAAAUGUCUUGGAUUCUUUUCAUCAAUUUAUUUUUGGGGAACAGUUUUAUUGUAUAGAACCUAUUUACAUAUCUAGAUAUGUACACAAAGCACCAAUGCUGUUUAAGUCCUUCUUGGGCGUCAAUACCGCAAAUCUGCCAGCAGAACAAAAAGGGGGGGAUCCACUGGCUUUCUGGCAGAUUCAGCUUCAUCACACAAGUGCUGUCUAUACCGAAAGCUGGAGGACAAAGGAUACUGGAUAUUUUUAGCACGACGCGCAUGACAAUUUAUCUGCUUGAUGGCUGUUCUGCUGAUUAAGUCAUAAUUAAGAAUACUUUUCAUCCCCAUUGGAUUAGUUUGAAGGAACACUGCUGAUUAGCUUACAAACCCACAGGAUUUUGGGAAUGGUCACAUGGGUGAAGGUCAUGGGUCAUAAUUGAGGACAGCAGAGGAGGGUGGGCUUAUGGUAACUACAUUACAUACACAAUAGCUUGAGUGAACAUGAGUAUAAGGACUAGUUUUGUACAAUUUGUGUUGGUACAACUUUUUGAUAGUGGUGAAUCACUCGCUGUUUGGGAUCCCAAUGGAGGGACCUUUCAUUGUACUCUUUUACUUUGGAUCAAUGUUCUUUGCUAUUAUACAUAUUGGGUUUCUUAUCACCACUCUUGACUAGUUCAAGACCACUUUAAUGUAGAAAAGUAAUUACCUGCACUGUUGAUUCUUUUCUUUUCUUUUUUCCGUAUGAAUGAUUCCUGAACACAAAGCGUGCCCAGGGCUAUGAAGAAGGGAAGGUGAAGGCUAGGAAAUAGUAGAACCUCUUGACUGCAUAUAUUUUCUUUCCUCCCAUUAUCCUUUCAUAGAGUAUGUUCCGUAGUGUUGUUUAAAGAUUAAUGCGUAUAAAUGUGUAAUUGAAGCGAGGAGGCCCUCCGCUGACAUGGUUGAUUAGGGGGUCCUCUCAUCCUGUUGUGCCUGCAACCCAACAGCAGGAGAGCGCGAGAGAGAGCGAGGGAGAGAGAGAGAAAGGGAGAGGGAGCGCUCCAGGAACUCCCAUAGUACACCUCUCCCAGGCAGGGAACAGUGAUCAGUCAGAUUCUCGCUCACUGCACUAGAACCGGUCAGCCAUCACCCUCAUCUCUCACAGAGUAAAUGCCAUUUGCCUCUGUUUUUUUAUUUUCUACUGAAAAUGCUAUACUGUAUUUUCUGGACUUUUAGUUAUCCUUUUUCUUUAGCAUGGUUUACACACGCCUUGGUGUCACAUUGUACAUGCCUGUCGGCAUGUUACCAUGACUGUCCCACUAACCCUUAGGCAGCCCUCAGUGAGUGUUCCUGCCCUUGCAGUGCCAGAGUGCAACUUCCCUCUGCCAGCUAGCGCAGGCCAGGGGAGUAAUAAUGUGUCAUACAAAUACAAACCAGAGUGAAUAGCUUAAAGGAGGAAGCCGCUGAAGGGAAAAUAGCUCUCUCUAAACAGACAGAAGGCCUGCUGUACUCAAGCAGAGAGUGGAGACGACACGUAAGUAAGACAUAAAGGAAGAAAAAUAAAAGCCUGGACAUUUGCUCCACCGUCUCCUUUAUUUACUGGCGCUCUACAGUCAUUCAAAGGAGAAACAUACACUUUCAAACAACGGGAUGUAGACAAGGUGUAGCUUUUCUGGGGGAGGUGAACUUAAAUUAUAACAAAACCUUCAGAUGUCCCAAAACUAACACCCAAGCAGUUUCACCAGCCUGUAUUACAGUGGUGUGACCUCUUAACAAGGCUCCUCACUGGAGAAAUGACACUUGGGGGGAGAGAACCGCCCAUUGCGAAUUAAACUUGUAAUUGCACUACGGAUAAAUUAUCAAGUAACAUUGGAGAGUUGGAAGGAGAGGAGAAUGUUAAAGAAGCGCUUACUUUAGCAUGCAUAAGCCAGUCCUCAACAGAUUUGUUUCCCCCAGAGUUCCCCCCUCUCAGCUUCACCACUACUUACCAUACCGGGGAGGAUUGUAAACAGAGUUAGAAAUGAGCCAACCUGUACUACUCUCCUCUCCCAUCCUCCUUCCCUCCCAUAACAGCUCACUCUGUACACCCCCCAUAUUCAAAUACUGCAGGUAUGAAUAUGGAUAGUUGCUGCUCACUGUACUCUCUCUCCAUCAUGCUCCCUGAGAGUGGUGUUAAAACUGUAUGAGCCAGUGGUAAAGGAGAGCUUUGAGGGCUCUCCCUCCAAAUGUGCAUGCAGGACUUCUAGAAGGUAAGAGAAAGAAGGGGUAUACCUGAAACUAUAAUGUGACUAUGUGGCUCAUGCCUGACCUGUGUUACCCAGGCUUGGAAAGAGGAGGGUCAAGCAUUGUGAAUGAAUGUAAUGCAACGAGUGCCAUUUUAUAAAAAACACUUCUCAACAUCUUUGAGAUCUAUUAAGAUCUUUAAGAUCUGUAAAAGGGUGAUCGCUCUUUCAAAAUGUCUGUGAAAAGGGCGCUAUGUGAGUGGGUAUGGCAGUUGUAUUGUAGAUUAUUUGUCACUUGUCUUUCUUUCUGGUUAAAUAGUAAAUACUCUUCUGGAGCACAAUAAAUGAUUUUAAUAAGCUGAA
This is a messenger RNA of Coregonus clupeaformis (lake whitefish), 6503 nucleotides long. RefSeq names its product neuroligin 1 (gene nlgn1). Lineage: Eukaryota; Metazoa; Chordata; Actinopteri; Salmoniformes; Salmonidae. Bases 828 to 3413 code for a protein of 861 amino acids. Gene Ontology annotation, cellular component: postsynaptic specialization membrane; synapse; cell surface. Gene Ontology annotation, biological process: chemical synaptic transmission; neuron cell-cell adhesion; synaptic vesicle endocytosis. The record is from RefSeq and is a predicted model, not a curated record. The transcript is spliced from 9 exons. Gene Ontology annotation, molecular function: neurexin family protein binding; signaling receptor activity.